Candidozyma duobushaemuli is the source of this 1287-nucleotide messenger RNA. RefSeq lists its product as uncharacterized. Gene Ontology annotation, molecular function: heme binding; peroxidase activity. The record is from RefSeq and is a predicted model, not a curated record. NCBI's taxonomy places the organism in Eukaryota, Fungi, Ascomycota, Pichiomycetes, Serinales, Metschnikowiaceae. The coding region runs from base 1 to 1287 and encodes 428 amino acids. Gene Ontology annotation, biological process: response to oxidative stress. The transcript has a single exon.
AUGUUAGUGGAACUUGGCGCUGUGGCCGUGACGCCGCUCGUGACGCUCCAAUGCGUUCUCCUAAAGUCCACAAAGCUUGCUCUCUCUGUUUUCUGGUACCUGUGCUGGUUUUUGCACCCAUUGGCCAUCACACGUAGAAUUCCUGAAGGUCCGAUGGAAGGAAUGGAUUAUGUGGUGGAGAUUUCGACUUUCGACUUUUCAGAAAUCCAGGAAAAGGCUCUUUACGUUUCACACCGGUAUCUCUUUGGCAACCCAGCCGACACUGGAUUCAAUGGUAUCCCGCUUGCUGAGACUGAAGGGUUCAGCGACUACUUGAUGAAGGUUAAGAUCUGGGAGAAUGCCUACCAUACCGUUGAGGUGAUCGAGGGGUAUGUGGAUUCGGAUUUGGAAGAGGAGUCCAAUGAGGCGGAACAGAAUGACCAAGAGUCAAAGAAUCCACAGACCCUCAAUGGAACAUCCACUGUGGAUGAAGCUUCAAUAUUCGAUCCCCACGACGUAUCUUCAAAAGUCUCCUCCUCUUCUUCAGUGACAGACACAUCCUACUGUGAGGCUGCAAAAAAGCUGAAAAUCAAAAAGAGACACAGAGUGCUCCACAAAAUGGUUGCAAAUCAUCCUCCAGUCCUCACUGCCAGCCGUUUCAAGCACCUCAGGAUUGCAAUCGAGAAAUAUAUCGAAACUCUGGGCUUACCUAAACACCUCUUUUUGAAACUCUGCUGGCAGUACUUCAGUUGGGACGGUACCGACAUUGAUAUGAUGUAUUUGGAGCCCGAACUCGAGGUUUGUUUUUUGUGGAUGGAGGUUUUGAGAGAGGAUUUCCCCAUAAGCUCGGCAGAUAUGUGGACUUUCACCGCCAAGGUGAUAUUGGAGCUGCUUGGAGCAUCCAAGAUUCCAUGGACCGGAGGAAGAUUCGACAGCAUGCCUUUUAUUAAGGCCAGCUUUGGCGAGUUGUGUUCGAGAUUUAAUUUAAAUCUUAGAGAACAGGUGGCUCUCUGGGGAGGCGUCCAUAUCUUGGGCUUCCUGGAUUUCAUGGAAAUCGAACCAACACAGAGCAAUAUCUACCUUGAAGAGAUGCCAGGAUACAAGGAGCUUACUCCACGGGCGAGGCAAUUGUUAGAGCUUUUCGGCAAAAAGGGCCCUGAUAUAGCAGGCGAGUUUUGUGAAGACCACAAUUUGCUUAUUCGGGAGUUUGGUCAGGCUUAUGGCAAGAUGAUAGAGCAGACCAAUCCUUUGAUCAGGCUUGCUCGGGAGGAUUGUAGAAAGAGGAGAAAGCCCGGACGGAGGAGGUAG